This is a messenger RNA of Aspergillus tubingensis, 375 nucleotides long. Its product is annotated as AMP-binding enzyme. The transcript is spliced from 2 exons. The record is from RefSeq and is a predicted model, not a curated record. Bases 1 to 375 code for a protein of 124 amino acids. Lineage: Eukaryota; Fungi; Ascomycota; Eurotiomycetes; Eurotiales; Aspergillaceae.
AUGAGUACCAAACCAUUUUCUCUGGAUGAAGUUCUCGCAGUUGCGAAAAUCCAUCCGCUCUACAACCCUAAUAUAUUAUACCCACCCGGGCCUGAGGAAAUCCAGGCUAUUGUGCAGGCACAUUUCACUACUAGUAGCACCCUUAAAUCAUGGCCCCUGACUACCAAGAAAGACCUUUACCGAGUGAUCGAGCGAUUAACCAAGGACACGAACCCCGAAAAUGAAUACCGGUGUAGCUCCUACGUCAGUGUCACCGGCGGAGGUUCCGGAGACAUGCUCUUGAUGUUCUUCACAGAUGUGAAAGAAAACCGUCAGCAUCGCGCAGCGUUUGGCGAGUUUCUGCGCACCUGGGCAGAUUAUUGUAAGGACGCUUGA